AUGAAGACAUCUAAAAAGAAAUAACUCAGCUGAAAAGUAAACACAGUGUAACCUCUCAUCGCUCAAGGCCACUCUUUGCUAUUUAGCGACAGAAAGCUCCUGCCUGCAGACAGAUAGCAUCGGAGCCCAAACAACAGCGUGUGAACAGAGACGGUCUCACAGAUUCAACAUGGUGUCUUGGUCUGUCCUCAUUCUGGGGGCUUUCUGUAUCCCAGGUCUGCUCCAGGUCUGCAGUAUGGAGAAGCUGCCAAGAGAGGUGGUGGUGUCCUGGUUCAGGGAGCGGGUUCUGGAAGGUCUGGGCCUGUUGGAGCCUCCGGUACUUGCUGUACAGAGAGCAAAUCGGGAAGGAGCAAAGCCAGAGACCAGGCAUUGGCAGGCGAGGGUCCCCAGGACUAGCAGAGUGGUCCGGGUCAGUCAGCAACUCAGACCGGGUCAAGACAGAUCCGAAGUGAUUCUCUUUCCAAGUCCAGAUGCCUCCUGCGUCCUGGCUGAUGCAGAAGCGAGAGGAAACUGCAGCAGUACACCGUCGUAUCGCUUCCAGCCGUCCAUUCCCUUCCAGGACACCGUAGUAUCGUCAGCUCACUUCUGGUUCUACGCCGGCCCAGCAGUGAACGCCUCGCUGCUGUUCAUGCUCACUUUGGCGCAGCGGCGACUCCAGGCGGCCCAGGCUCCCACAGCGCUCAGCCCCGACGGCUGGACCACCUUUGACCUGGACGAGAGCGUACUAGCUCUUAUGGCUGAGGGCCCCUUUCUGCUGCAGCUCCAGAGCUCAGCAGGUCAACACCACCUGACGAACCCAGAUAAGACGCCUUUUCUCCAUCUCCACUUUCAGCCCAGAGUGCCUGUCCGUUCCCCCAGAGCGGCCCCCGUCAACAUCCCCUGGUCCCCCGCUGCCCUCCGCCUCCUCCAGCGGCCCUCCCAUGAAGAGCUCCAGCUCGGGGACUGCCGCAGGGAGCAGGUGGAGAUCAGCUUCCAGGAGCUGGGCUGGGACAGCUGGAUUGUUCACCCCAAGGUGCUCACCUUCUUCUACUGCCACGGGAACUGCUCGACCUUGGGCCGGACGGCCGCCCUGCUGGGCAUGGCGCAGUGCUGCGCGCCGGUUCCGGGGACCAUGAGGUCCCUAAGGAUCACCACUACGUCUGACGGCGGGUACUCGUUCAAAUACGAGACCCUGCCCAACAUCAUACCUGAGGAGUGUACCUGUUUCUGAACAUGAGGGGAAGGACGGGCUGAAUGGGGGUUUGUCUGGCCGGUCACUUUAUAAGGGGAAAGUGGCCGGUUGGACAGAACAAGAUAAUAUUAAAAGUACUUUAUAAACAAAAUAUUUAGGUUUCUCAGUUUUUAUGGGUGUCAAUCAAAAAAAUGCUUAUGCCAUGUUUAGACUUCUGUCUUUUUCCAUGG
This is a messenger RNA of Gambusia affinis (western mosquitofish), 1401 nucleotides long. It is a transcript of the gene inha, whose product is annotated as inhibin subunit alpha. The transcript is spliced from 2 exons. Lineage: Eukaryota; Metazoa; Chordata; Actinopteri; Cyprinodontiformes; Poeciliidae. Gene Ontology annotation, cellular component: extracellular region. Gene Ontology annotation, biological process: SMAD protein signal transduction. Bases 170 to 1210 code for a protein of 346 amino acids. The record is from RefSeq and is a predicted model, not a curated record. Gene Ontology annotation, molecular function: cytokine activity; growth factor activity.